UCCCGUUUGCCUUUAGAAACCAUCUAUCAGCUUUCAAACAUGGCCUCGUUCCGAAGAUUCAUAACAACCGCAUCUGCGGGCAAAAAUAUGGCUAACGUUUUCUUUGACGUCGCCAUCGACGCGAAACCCUCAGGCAGGAUCAUAUUCAAGAUGUUUGACGACGUCGUACCGCAAACGACUCGUAAUUUCCGGGAGUUGGCGACAGGCCAGCAUGGGUUUGGGUUUGCGGGCAGUCGAUUCCACCGGGUUAUCCCUGGGUUUAUGCUCCAGGGAGGUGACUUUACGCGUGGUGAUGGGACUGGCGGCAAGUCGAUAUACGGAGAGCGGUUCAAAGACGAAAACUUCCAACUGAAACACACUAAGCCCGGUCUUCUGUCGAUGGCCAACGCAGGGCCGAACACUAAUGGAUCCCAGUUCUUCAUCACAACCGUUGAAACGAAAUGGCUUGACGGGAGGCACGUUGUGUUCGGUGAAGUGGUGGAAGGGAUGGACAUCGUCAAGGCGAUUGAGAAGACCGGCUCGUCCAGCGGGGCGACGAAAAAUGCCGUCACUAUCACGAGCUCCGGAGUCGUCGAGUGAAUCGGGCGAGUGGAAGACAAGGAUAAUCAGUGGGCUAUCUACUUUCAACCCUGCUUUUUCCAGGUGUUCCCCACGUCUGUCAUCUUUCGUAAAUCUUCGUGAGGGAUAU
This is a messenger RNA of Laccaria bicolor S238N-H82, 688 nucleotides long. RefSeq lists its product as uncharacterized. Bases 40 to 579 code for a protein of 179 amino acids. Gene Ontology annotation, biological process: protein peptidyl-prolyl isomerization; protein folding. The transcript has 7 exons. Gene Ontology annotation, molecular function: peptidyl-prolyl cis-trans isomerase activity. NCBI's taxonomy places the organism in Eukaryota, Fungi, Basidiomycota, Agaricomycetes, Agaricales, Hydnangiaceae. The record is from RefSeq and is a predicted model, not a curated record.